This is a messenger RNA of Hevea brasiliensis (rubber tree), 648 nucleotides long. Its product is annotated as sm-like protein LSM3B. Gene Ontology annotation, biological process: mRNA splicing, via spliceosome; P-body assembly. The record is from RefSeq and is a predicted model, not a curated record. Gene Ontology annotation, molecular function: RNA binding. The coding region runs from base 79 to 372 and encodes 97 amino acids. Gene Ontology annotation, cellular component: Lsm1-7-Pat1 complex; precatalytic spliceosome; U4/U6 x U5 tri-snRNP complex. The transcript is spliced from 3 exons. Lineage: Eukaryota; Viridiplantae; Streptophyta; Magnoliopsida; Malpighiales; Euphorbiaceae.
AGGCAUACUUUUCUUUUUUAUCAGUAACACCUAAACCCUUGAAGAGAGACAGAGAGAGACAGAGAGAGAGAGAGAGAAAUGGCGAGCGAGGAAGAGAGCGCAGUGAAAGAGCCAUUGGAUCUCAUUAGACUCAGUCUUGAUGAGCGCAUCUACGUCAAGCUCCGCUCCGAACGUGAGCUCCGUGGCAAACUCCACGCUUAUGAUCAGCAUCUAAAUAUGAUUCUUGGGGAUGUUGAAGAAAUUGUUACUUCACUAGAAAUUGAUGACGAAACUUAUGAAGAGAUUGUUCGCACUACAAGGCGCACAGUUCCAUUUCUCUUUGUCAGAGGAGAUGGUGUCAUAUUGGUUUCUCCGCCGUUGAGGACAGCUUAAUUUGGAGGGUGAAGUUAAAGAUGCAGUCUUCAGUGAUAUGUUACCUGUUUUCACAUUAAAUCUUUUACCUUCAGAUCAACUGAAGCUUAAUUUGUAUCAAAUUGAUGACAUACUAUGGGGGUGAAGCAUUUAUAAUAGCCCACAUUUUUAGACCAUCAUGUAAUUGGUAAGUGAUGAAUUUGGAUAAUUCGUAUGGGUUGCCUUUGGUGAAUCUUUUUGUUUUAGGAACCAUAUAUGUAACGAAGGAAAGAUUACUAAAAUUCUUGGAAUGCCUAA